GGCUGAGUCUCGUAUGUCUAAAACACAUUUAAAGUCUGAAGCCACACUAUCAGCAGAUGAGCCAUGAUGGAGUUUGUUCACGUUGCUGUAGCUGUGCUCGGUCUUCUGUCUCUUGGACACUCAGCUCCUGUGACAAGCUGUGAGAAUCUAAUCCAGCCUCGUGAAAUCCACGGAAAUCAGCUGCUGGGCAAAUGGGUACUACUAGGAGAUAGUAGAAGCAUACCUGGUUUCAAAAUGCUGGUACAGACGCUUAUGGAAAAUUCCUGGGGGAAGAUCACCGCUGCCAGUGAAGUCGAUACAUUUCACAGUCUCCAAAUUCUAAAAAAGAUGGGCAAGUGCUUCACAUUGACAGAGAAAUUGACUUUGGUUAACAACACUCUCACUAGAUUGCACCCUUACCGAGUGUCUGCUGGCCUGCUGAAUACUGGCUGCCCUGACUGCCUUGUGAUCUACUCAAAUAUGACCGUGGGAAGAAUCGAAGUCAGAGCUCUCAAGCUCCUGAGUAGGAGAGUUAGGGUGUCUGCAGCUGAGCUGGAAGAGUUUACAAAGCAGGCAGAGUGUCUGAACCUACAACCACCUGCUAUCAUGGACUCGGAAAAGGGUUUGUGCCCAGAUCCAUCUCUUGCCCCAGAAACAAAUUUCACUGAUGUAACCACAGACACCAUAAGCUCUGAUGAGCUCAGCCUUCUAGAAGAACUUCUCAGUAGUGAAAGUGGAGUGAAGACCCUUUUCGAUAUGAUCCAAAGAAGUAUGGCUUCAUCCAAGCAAGACUGACGGCUCUGCCUGUGAAGAAUAUUGCCACUAAAAAUAAAGAUGCUAAAAAAGAA
Oreochromis aureus is the source of this 827-nucleotide messenger RNA. RefSeq lists its product as uncharacterized. The transcript is spliced from 6 exons. The coding region runs from base 64 to 774 and encodes 236 amino acids. Lineage: Eukaryota; Metazoa; Chordata; Actinopteri; Cichliformes; Cichlidae. The record is from RefSeq and is a predicted model, not a curated record.